ACACAAGCCACCAGUCCUCCUUCAGCCAUUAGAUAUAAUAGUAUUUAGUAGUUACGCCUACCAAGGCUGACCUUGCUGCUUGCCCAACCAACUAAACUUAUUUAAAUAACGAACUAUUUAAGUCUAAGUUAGUUAGUUACCAGCGAACUCAUAUUAUUAUUAUUAUUAUUUAUUAUUCCUCCAGCCUCCGCUGCCUCCACUUCACGCCGCCUGAACUGAACUCGAGAGGUCCUUGGGGUGACGCAGAGUCUCUAGAGAUCUCAAACAAUCCAUAUAUAACUUCCCCAGCUCAGGCUCAACCUACAGACUCGUCGCUGUCGUCUGUUUUCCUCCACGGGAUUGUUUUGUUUUAUUUUGUUUUCAUUUCCCUUUUUUGCAUCGCGCUCCAUCCACCACGGAUAUGGCCCCAGCGAAGGAGAAAAGUCAUUUAAAACGAGGGAGGCCCAGCGCGGGAAACCAAGCUCCUCAAGAGACCAAAAAACCCCGACGCUCGGAGCGGAUAUCGUCCCAAUCCCAGGCAGCUCACCAAAAAAAUGUGUAUCUGCCCUCUCCGCUCACCCAUCAAGAGUCCACUGCCACCGAGCUACAGAAAGAAACGACGGUGACCCCGUCAGAGGGCUAUCCCGGCCAAUUCCGUCAUUACACUCCCGCCGCUGAGCUGCCCUUCUCAUCCCCCCCAGGAGAUACUCAAGCUCUCUCCCAGUUUGUUUUUCCCCCAAGAGCCCUUGCGGAUGAAGUGGACGAUGAGGCCGCCGAAGGUGUCUGGGGCUAUCUUAUUCCUCUCGAUGACAAGUUCGGAGACCCAUUGGUCUUGAAAAAGAGAGACACUUGUUCUUCGCCCGCCGUGGGUACCACAAAUCGCAGGAAGGGAUCUUCGAGAUCUAAACGAGGAAAAGUCAAAUUAGAAAACCUUGCUUCCCAAGAUCAUACCGGAGGCUAUCUCAUCGGGCGCCAUUCAGAAUGCGAUUUUGUCCUUGAUAUACCGACUAUAUCCAAUCGACAUUGUUUAAUAUAUAACGAAAACAAACGAGGUGAUUCCGUUGCUAUUCUGGAAGACUUGUCUAGCAACGGGACAUUUAUAAACGAGGCAAUUAUCGGGCGCAAUAAGCGCCGCGAACUAGAAGACGGAGACGAAAUAACUGUGCUGGAUGAAGCUCGUUUUGUCUUUCGCUAUCCUAAAAUAAGAGACACUAACAAAUUCCGACAGCAAUAUCGCAUCCUGCAGCAGCUAGGAAAAGGCCAUUUUGCCUCUGUAUAUCUGUGCGUGGAGAGGUCGACCGGUGACAAAUAUGCAGUGAAGCGAUUCGAGAGGCGCCCGGGAGACUCACAGCGAGCCGACAAUGAUGGCUUAAAACAAGAAAUUGCCGUGCUAAUGAGCGUUAAUCACCCCAACGUGCUCUGUCUGAAGGACACCUUCGAUGAGAGUGAUGGUGUCUACUUGGUCCUUGAACUUGCCCCCGAGGGCGAGUUGUUCAAUUGGAUUGUUGCGAAUCAAAAGCUUACGGAAAGUGAAGCUCGACAUGUUUUCACUCAACUGUUUAAGGGACUUAAGUAUCUUCAUGAACGGAAUAUUGUCCACCGGGACAUCAAGCCCGAGAAUAUCCUUUUGGUGGAUGACCGCCUUACCGUGAAACUCGCCGAUUUUGGUCUUGCUAAAAUAAUAGGGGAGGACUCGUUCACGACAACUUUAUGCGGAACACCCAGCUACGUAGCUCCUGAAAUUCUCGAAGAAAACCCCCGGCAUCGCAAAUACAGCCGAGCAGUGGACAUCUGGUCUCUCGGAGUGGUCCUAUACAUCUGCCUGUGCGGCUUCCCGCCAUUCUCCGACGAACUCUACACGCGCGAAAAUCCCUACACACUAGCUGACCAAAUCAAACUGGGCCGCUUCGACUAUCCAGCUCCCUACUGGGACUCCGUCGGGGACCCCGCGCUCGAUCUCAUCGACAGAAUGCUGACCGUCGACUUCGACAAGCGCAUCACUAUUGACGAAUGCCUGGAGCAUCCCUGGCUGACGGGGCGGGGCAAGUACCCCAGCAUCAAUGACAGCACAGACGGCUUAACUGGCGCGAUGGGCCUGCUUGAUUUCUCGAAACGUAAGAUGGCGCGUGAACGCACUCUGAUAAGUAGCAUCAAUGAUCUGCCAUCUAGCCAGGUUAUCGCAGAUCCAGCAACUGGUGGGCAUGGACAUAGGCAGGUGAGAGUGUUCGACAGGAACGAAGCUAGCAGACGAAUGCACAACCAUGCGCCGAGGGGGGGUGGGGGUGGUGGUGGGGAGCGAGUACGGCAGGAACCCGCACCUGCGGCAAAUCGGGAUCCGGCUAACUUCAUGAAUUUGGGUGGUCGCGGGGAUCCGAUUUUAUACAGCGAUGAUCAGGAUGAGAGGUAUACACGGGGAAGACGAAGGUGAAGGGAACACUCUUUCUCUUUGUCUUUUCUCCUGUUUUUCCAUCUUUUGCAUUUCCUUAUUAUUUCCUUAUUUCCUUUACCCCUACCGCCCCCCCCCCCCC
Blastomyces gilchristii SLH14081 is the source of this 2507-nucleotide messenger RNA. Its product is annotated as CAMK protein kinase. Lineage: Eukaryota; Fungi; Ascomycota; Eurotiomycetes; Onygenales; Ajellomycetaceae. Gene Ontology annotation, biological process: mitotic DNA damage checkpoint signaling; protein phosphorylation. The transcript has 6 exons. Gene Ontology annotation, cellular component: nucleus. Bases 401 to 2407 code for a protein of 668 amino acids. The record is from RefSeq and is a predicted model, not a curated record. Gene Ontology annotation, molecular function: protein binding; protein serine/threonine kinase activity; ATP binding.